Malassezia restricta is the source of this 1794-nucleotide messenger RNA. Its product is annotated as chromatin structure-remodeling complex subunit SFH1. Gene Ontology annotation, biological process: regulation of transcription by RNA polymerase II; chromatin remodeling. Gene Ontology annotation, molecular function: transcription coregulator activity. Gene Ontology annotation, cellular component: nuclear chromosome; nucleus. The coding region runs from base 1 to 1794 and encodes 597 amino acids. Lineage: Eukaryota; Fungi; Basidiomycota; Malasseziomycetes; Malasseziales; Malasseziaceae. The transcript has a single exon. The record is from RefSeq and is a predicted model, not a curated record.
AUGAUGCCGGCACUGAGUGCGCCGCAGGGUGCACCGGGGCCGUAUCAAAGCAGCCGCACCUGGGUAUGUGGCACGAGCUCAGCUCCGGUGCGACUGCAGGCGCGGAUUGCACCCGGUCAAGCGCAGUACUCGACGUAUGCAAGUCGGAUGCGUGCGGGCACGUCGACGUUGAUGCAGCCGAUUCAGCGGAGUGCGCGUGAUCCAGAAACGUUGCUUGGAUCGCGAACGUCGCGCCAUGUUUACUAUGCGGAAGACGAGGACGAUGAGGACGAUGAGGACGAUGCCGAGGAGCCAGACGAGGACGACUUGGAUGAUGAUGACGACGAAUACAAUGAUGCAGGGUCGGACGACGAGGAGUACGGCGUGCAGCACCGGCCUAAGCGGAGACGCGGAGAGACACGGUCGCGAAGCCCUGUCGAUCCUGAGGCUGAGGCGGAGCUUCUCCCGCCGGGGCAGCAGCUGGGCAGGCCCGUGCCGAGCCAUCGUCUCGUUGUGCGCCCGGCCAAGCGCACGCCCCAUACCUAUUUCACCGAGCGGCAGCUCGAGCAGCAGGGAGACAGCACGGAGGUGCUUGUCCCGAUCCGCAUCGAAUUCCAUACCGAGACACAUCGCAUUAAGGACGUGUUUCUGUGGAAUCUGCACGAGCAGCUCAUCUCGCCAUACCAAUUUGCCCACAUCUUUUUGCAGGAUCUCGAGCUUCCGAUGCAGCCAUAUGCCACACAGAUCGAGAGUCUUAUCAUUCAGCAGCUGUCGGACGCUAUGAGUGCUCUGGACAGCGCGGGCGACGGUCACGAGCGCCUCAUUCACCUCAAGACGGUGGCACGCGAUCGCGAGCGCAAGCGCCUCGAGAUUGAGGCGGAGCAGCGGCGUCGCGCAGCCCAGCCCAUGGUGCUUGACAGUGCGACGAGCAUGCCGCGCAAGCGGGGCCGCCCACGCAAGUAUCCUCUGCCCGAGCCGCCGGCCGAGGCGUGGGAGGCGCCGCCGCCGGCGCCCAUACCGCCUGAGCCCAUCUAUGUGCCGCCGUCAGAGGCGGACGAGGCCAAAGCGACCGACAAGACGCGGAUUCACGACACACUGGCCAAGGUGGAUGCGGAAGAUGACUUGCGCGUGAUGGUGGAAUACGAGGUGCAAAUGGCUCGGUACAUGCUGCGUGACCGUUUGGAAUGGGAUCUAUGCUCCACACUGACCCCGGAAACGUUUGCGCAGACGCUGGUGCGUGACUUGGGCCUGCCCCUGGAGGGAGGCAUGCUCAUUUCGCAUGCGCUGCAUGAGCAGCUGCUGCAUCACCGCCGUGCGGCCAUGGAAUUGGGGCUGUUUGGCACGGGCAAAAUGUACAAGUGCACGAUGGACGAGCUGCUGCAGAUUGAGGAGGCGGAAGCGGCGGGUCCCCCGCAGGAAGCGGACGAAUGGAGUGAGGAUGCCGUUGUGGCGAUGUCAAUGCGCGAUGAUCAGGCGCCGCCGCAUACGCGGAGCCGGCGUAUGGCGGCGGCGGCCGUGCAAGCCUCGGCGCUGGCCUCGUCGGCGGGCACGGGCACGUUGCCUUUUCUGGUGCCUGACACUACCUUGCCGCUGCCAGUUCGGCGCAGGCAGGCGCUUGCUACGCUACAUGAUCUACUUGCGAUGGGGCCGCGUCCGCUGGAGGGUGCAUGGCGCGACUAUGCGGACACGCUGGACUUUGGGCCCGUGCUCGAGUACCUGAGCGAGGCGGAGGUGGAGAAGAUGGAGGAAGUGGAUUUGCGGGCCACGCGACGCAACCGCCGCGACGCGCAGCGCCUCGGCCGCGGACGACGAUAG